GUUAAGCUUCAGCUGAUUUUUAAUAGUGCUACUUCAAAGUUGCAAGUCGCAAGUCAGGAUGACCUCAAGUACCUACGCCUAAGCUAGCCAAGAUGCACCAAGCCACAAACAUGUACCUAAAGGCAUAUAUUAGGGCUGAAUGGUACUUCACUUAUACGCGUGGACUCCGCCUCCGCCACGAAGCUAGUUGACGUUUACUUUAAUAGAAGGCAGUUUCUUUGUUCAAGCUGGCCCUAUUACGACAUCUAUCGAAAAUCUACACGGAAGCUUAUCAUUCACUGCCUCAUUAACGUGUGAGGCGCAAGUUCUAGGUAGCAAUCUGAAAUAAAUAGGUGCCUUACCUACAUCUCUUAAGAGUCAUUGCCAUGUACCUAGGGUACCUAAGUCACUAUCAUCUUAUUUUUUAUAUAUUUAUCGCUUAGCAACCUGUAUUACUUCAUUCCUUCUCCCUUCGUCUACUCCGCUUUUGAACUACAUUUUCAAAUUCUGUACAUCCUCAACAUCAAACAUCUGGAUUACGGUAUUAAGAAAUAUUUUCGGAUCAAAGACCGAGGCGAAUUCUGAGCAUGUCAUAUCCUUAUGGCCAGCCGGGUUAUCCCGGCCAGUACCCUCCGGGUCAGUAUCCUCCUCCGGGCCAACCACAGCCAUAUCCUCCGGGCCAAUGGUCGGCACCCCCUCCUCCUCCUCAGGGGUACAAUCAACCUCCUCAAGGUUAUUAUCAACCUGCCCCUCCUCCUGGCCCCCCUCAGGGUUAUAAUCAAUACGGGCCUCCUCCUGGUCCUCCUCAAGGGUAUAAUCAAUAUCCCCAAGGCCAAUAUCCCCCUGCGCAACCUCCGUAUGGUCAGCCUUACCCCCCAGCACCCGUAGGACCGCCUACACCUCACAGUCUAGGAUAUGGACCACUCCCGCAAAUUCAGUGGGAUGCAAAUCCUGACGCGCGGACACUAAGGGGCGCCAUGAAAGGUUUCGGCACAGACGAGAAGACGUUAAUUCGUGUCCUAUCUUCUAAAGAUCCCAUACAGAUUGAGGCUAUCAAAGCAGCCUACUUCCGGAAUUUUAGCCGCACGCUCGAAAAGGAUAUAAUAUCAGAGACGAGAGGAUGGUUCGAGACAGGAUUAGUCGCGGUUGUCAGGGGACCCUUACUCCACGAUGUGCAUCUCUUACAUUCAGCAAUGGAUGGGCCCGGGACGAAGGAAAAGGUCCUCAAUGACGUCUUGCUAAGUCGCAGCAACGCGGAUAUGAAUGCCAUCAAGAGUAUGUAUCAACAAACCUUUCGCCGGUCACUAGAGAGCGACGUGAAAGGAGAUCUCAGCAUGAAGACCGAAAGGCAUUUCAUGAUCGUACUAGGCGCAAACAGGGCUGAAGACAGUGCUCCGGUCAUCCCCCAAGCUAUCGAUCAGGAUGUCAUGGAAUUAUAUCGCGCUACGGAGGGUAAAGUCGGUACGGAUGAAAUGAUGGUGUGCUCGAUACUAUCUACGAGAAACGAUAAUCAGAUCCGGGCUAUUAAUCAUGCCUACGAGCAAAAGUUCAGACGACGACUAGAGGAUGUUAUUAGAAAGGAGUUUAGUGGGCAUAUGGAGGAGGCUUUACUAUAUCAGCUGCGGAAUGCUAUCGACAAAUACAUGCAUGCAGCUGCUUUGCUCGAAGACGCAAUGGCAGGUUUAGGUACGAAGGAUCACUUACUAGUCUCGAGAGUAGUCCGAUACCACUGGGACAAGCAGACGAUGGCAAAUAUCAAGGGCGCAUAUCAGCAACGUUAUCGUCGAAGUCUUGCCGGUCGCAUUAAAGGCGAGACAAGCGGGGAUUACGAGAGGCUUAUGCUGGGCUGCCUUGGGGAGCCGGUCUAAAUGCACGUUAAGGGGGCCUUUCAUAGUUUUAUCUUCAUUGGUUGGCGUUACUCGGUGUCAUGUCGGGGAUGUCUUGUACGACUUUAUACCAUUCCGUUGAAACUUGAUGUUAUCCUAUUACGAGCAAGACAUGGUCGUCUGUCUUCGAUCAAUUAUUAGUCUGUUCCAAGCGCUAUGACUCUUUAUACGUGACUGCUAAGAAACUAUAUCAGCCGUAUAUAACUCUAACUUCUAUGCAGAUAUUUAAAUUUAAUGCUAUGACAUAUUAUGUCUAUUUUAGUGAAAGAUACAAUAUCCGUUGAGGAUGGUGCAAUCCUACCUACCUGCCCGCACCCGUAAAGGAAUAUGCUAAACCCCACAAUGGACAGCUGCUUUCACCUGCAAGGAACCGAAUCUUGGACCGCCAUACCUCGGCCUCGGCCAUUGUGGCGCUGCAUCGUUAAUACUUCAACUAAACUUUA
Daldinia loculata is the source of this 2308-nucleotide messenger RNA. Its product is annotated as Annexin. The transcript is spliced from 2 exons. Gene Ontology annotation, cellular component: cytoplasm. NCBI's taxonomy places the organism in Eukaryota, Fungi, Ascomycota, Sordariomycetes, Xylariales, Hypoxylaceae. Bases 567 to 1847 code for a protein of 426 amino acids. The record is from RefSeq and is a predicted model, not a curated record. Gene Ontology annotation, molecular function: calcium ion binding; calcium-dependent phospholipid binding.